CUCACUCGCUCCCGCUGCUGGAAGUGUCAUUCAGACAGCGGUUACAGCAGUGACUCUGUGCGGCUUCAUCCGUCGCUUCUGCCGGCCUGAAGAGCUCUGAUGGCGGCUCUGCUGUCCGCUUCUCUCCGCGGCGCCGCGCGGACUGCACUGCGCUUCCACACCGCGAGGAUCCGGAGCUGCGCCGCUCAUCCGCCGUUUUCAGGUCUGUAUGGUGUUUCUCCGCUGCGCUCUGUAGGAAAGCGCUUCACAUUCCCUCAGUCCUGUUACUCCACAGACGCCCCGAAAGAUGCUCCGCCCCCUGGAGGAGGAGGAGGAGGACGGAGAGGCGGUAGGAAGAGCUGGCCUGCUCGAUUGGCACAGGGUGAUUUCCCGUGGGACGACCGUGAUUUCCGGCAUCUUCUACUGGCUGCGAGUGGUGUGGCGGCGCUGCUGCUGUAUCUGCUCUUCAGAGACCCGGGGAAGGAGAUCACCUGGAAAGACUUUGUGCACCGCUAUCUGGACAGAGGCCUGGUGGAGCGGCUCGAGGUGGUCAAUAAGCAGUUUGUGAGGGUGAUUCUGGAGCGAGAUGCUGACGCCAAUGAAGGAAGUUACGUGUGGUUCAACAUCGGCAGCGUGGACACGUUCGAGAGGAAUCUAGAAGCUGCACACUAUGAGCUGGGCCUGGAGCCGUCACACAGAGCAGCGGUGGUCUACACGUCCGAGAGCGAUGGGUCUUUUCUGAUGAGCUUCAUCCCCACGCUGCUUCUGAUUGGCUUCCUGCUGUUCACUCUGCGGCGCGGACCAAUGGGAGGAGGGAUGGGAGGGCGGAGGGGCGGGCUCUUUGGCAUGAGCGAAUCAACCGCCAAGAUGAUGAAAGACAGUAUCGAGGUGAAGUUUAAAGACGUGGCGGGAUGUGAAGAAGCCAAAGUGGAGAUCAUGGAGUUCGUCAACUUCCUGAAGAACCCGCAGCAGUACCAGGACCUGGGAGCCAAGAUCCCCAAGGGUGCGGUUCUCUCCGGGCCUCCAGGAACAGGGAAGACGCUGCUCGCUAAAGCCACGGCGGGGGAAGCAAACGUUCCCUUCAUCACCGUCAACGGCUCCGAGUUCCUGGAGAUGUUUGUGGGAGUUGGUCCAGCCAGAGUUAGAGACAUGUUUGCGCUGGCGAGGAAGAACGCGCCCUGUAUCCUCUUCAUCGACGAGAUCGACGCCGUGGGCAAGAAGAGAGGAGGAGGAAACUUCGGUGGGAACAGUGAACAGGAGAACACACUCAACCAGCUGCUGGUGGAGAUGGACGGUUUCAACUCGAGCACUAAUGUAGUGGUUCUGGCUGGAACAAACAGACCUGAUGUGCUGGAUCCGGCACUGAUGAGGCCCGGCCGGUUCGACAGGCAGAUUUACUUGGGGCCUCCUGAUAUUAAGGGUCGAGCCUCCAUUUUCAAAGUGCAUCUGCGGCCCCUCAAACUGGACCCCAGUGUGGACCGGGACGCCAUCGCCAGAAAAAUGGCAGCUGCUACACCGGGCUUCACCGGUGCUGACAUUGCGAAUGUCUGUAAUGAAGCGGCUCUCAUAGCUGCACGAUAUCUAAAUGAGUCGGUCUCUGUUAAACACUUCGAGCAGGCCAUCGACAGAGUCAUCGGAGGUCUGGAGAAGAAGACUCAGGUAUUACAGCCCACUGAGAAAAAGACGGUAGCCUAUCAUGAAGCAGGACAUGCUGUUGUGGGCUGGUUCCUGCAACACGCUGACCCAUUACUGAAGGUGUCCAUCAUUCCUCGAGGGAAGGGACUAGGCUAUGCGCAGUAUCUGCCCAAAGAGCAGUAUUUAUACACGCGCGAGCAGCUGUUUGACCGCAUGUGUAUGAUGUUAGGAGGACGAGUGGCCGAGCAGGUGUUCUUCAACAAGAUCACCACUGGAGCUCACGACGACCUGAAGAAGGUCACGCAGUCGGCAUAUGCUCAGAUCGUGCAGUUCGGCAUGAGCGAGCGGGUGGGUCAGGUGUCCUUCGAUCUUCCCCGGCAGGGCGAGACUGUCCUGGAGAAGCCCUACAGCGAGGCCACGGCGGAGCUCAUCGAUGAGGAGGUGCGGGAUCUGGUGGACCGGGCUUACAGGAGGACUCUGGAGCUCGUCACCGAGAAGCGGGAGCAGGUGGACAUGGUGGGAAAGCGUUUGCUGGAGAAAGAAGUUCUGGACAAAGCUGACAUGCUGGAGCUGCUGGGAGCGCGACCCUUCGAGGAGAAAUCUACCUAUGAGGAGUUUGUGGAGGGGACGGGCAGCUUCGAGGAGGACACCAGCCUGCCUGAGGGCCUGAAGGACUGGAAUCAGGAGCGCCGAGGGGAACCAGAGGAACCGACAGACUCACAGGAGCAAAGAGCAGCUUAAACAAACACCUCCUCAAAGAUGGAGACCGCCUUAAAGAGGAGGAGUCUGCAUAAUAGGGGAGGAGUCUUUAUUAGAGGAGGUGAAGUCUAUAAAAAUAGGAGGAGUCUACAUAUGAGGAGGAGUCUUCAUUAUAGAGGGGGUCUCAUUAUAGAGGAGGGGUCUUCAUAAUAUGGGAGUAGUCUACGCAAUCGAGGACCAGUCUUCAUAAAAGAGGAGGAGUCUUCAUAAAAAAUAGGUGGAGUCUUCAUGAAAAAUAGGCGGAGUCUUCAUUGAAGAGGAGGAGUCUAGAUAAUAGAGGAGUCUUCAUAAUAGAGGAGGAGUCUUUGUAAAACAGGAGUGUUUGUAAAAGAGUCUACAUAUGUAAAAGGGGAGUUGUCUUCAUAAAGUAGGCUGAGUCUACAUAAGAGUCUUCACAUCUAUUAUGAAGACUCCUCUUUUAUGUAGACUCUGCCUAGUCUACAUAAGAGAUGGAGUGUUCAUUUAAAAUGGGCGGAGUCUUCAUAAAAGAUGAGGGGUGUUCAUAAAAAGAGGUGGAGUGUUUAUAAAAAUGGGGAGGGGUCUUCAUUAGAUAGAAGGAUUUAUAACAGAGGAGUCUUCAUUGAGUUCGAGUCUUUUUAAAAGACAAGUCCAGAUAAAAGAGGGUGAGUCUUCAUAAAAGAGGAGGAGUCUGCAUAAUUGAGGUGGAGUCUAGGUAAAAGAGGGGGAGUCUACAUAGAGGUGGAGUCUAGAUAAAAGAGGAGGGGUCUACAUAAUAGAGGAGGAGUCUUCAUAAAAGAGGUGGAGUCUAGAUAAGAGGGGGAGUCUUCAUAUGAGGAGGAGUCUUCAUAAAAGAGGAGGAGUCUGCAUAAUUGAGGUGGAGUCUAGGUAAAAGAGGGGGAGUCUACAUAAGAAGAGGAGUGGACAUUUUGUUGACAUUUGCAUUUCAUUUCUCUUGUUCAUUCAAACGGGACUUUAACUGAGUUUGAAAUGCCUUAAUUCUGUAUGUGCGUUAUAUAUAUUGGCAUAUUUCAUGCCAGAUGAACUCUUUAACGCUCAACACCGUGAACUCUUUAUGCAAGAUCUUAUUGGUUGUUUUUUAUCCUUUGAUUUCUGCUGUUAUCCUUUUUUAUCAACUCUUACCUUCCUCUUAAAGCGACAGUUCCUCCAGAACUGAACAGCUCAGUCAUUUACUCCCCCUUCACUUCACACAGACCGUUAUAUGAGCUUCUUUCUUCUGUGGAACAUUAAAGAAGAUAUUUUGAAGAAUGUUGGAAACCUGUAACCCAUGACUUCAUUGGUUACCAGAUUCUAACAUUCUUCAAAACAUCUUCUUUAGUGUUCCACAGAAAAAAGACACUCAUGAUAGUUUAUAACCACACGAGGGUGAGUGCAUUUUCAUUUUUGCGUGAACUGUCCCUUUAAUAUAAGCGGAGGACACUGUAUAUUUGUACAGUUUUCAGUUGUGUGCUUUAAGACGAAGAAAAUGUUUUGAAACUGAAAUUGUGAUUAUUUAAUUUAAUUAAAGGAGUUUUUUCAUA
Molecule: messenger RNA, 3872 nt
Organism: Danio rerio (zebrafish)
Lineage: Eukaryota; Metazoa; Chordata; Actinopteri; Cypriniformes; Danionidae
Source: RefSeq, a predicted model, not a curated record